Molecule: messenger RNA, 3913 nt
Organism: Python bivittatus (Burmese python)
Lineage: Eukaryota; Metazoa; Chordata; Lepidosauria; Squamata; Pythonidae
Source: RefSeq, a predicted model, not a curated record
AUGUUGAAGCGUCAGAAACCAUCCCCAAAUGCUUCUCGUCCUAUAAGGAUAAAGCCCAAAAGCUCUCCUCUCAUUGAAAAAAUGCAGGCCAGUUUGGCACUUGCUCCAGCUUCCAUGCUGCCAGGAGCUUCUCCUAAAAGCCCUGGGCUAAAGGCAAUGGUGUCUCCAUUUAAUAGUCCACCAUCCACACCUGUCAGCCCACAGACUCAUUCAAGUAAUCCUGAUGAAUCUCCAGUUAGUUUUGAUCAACCACCAGAAGGCAUUCAUCUUCAGUUUUAUAAUAAGGUAAGGACACGAGGAUCAAUAAAACGCAGACCACCUUCUAGAAGGUUUCGAAAAUCACAAUCAGAAUAUGGAGAUGACCUAGAUUUGGGGGUGACAGUUUCACCUCAAGAAAAUGGUUCCAAAGCUGGGGAGGAGGAGGAGGAGGAAGGUGUAUUUAUGGACAAUAAUGAAACUAUGAAGCCCUCACCUGCCCCUGUAGGUGGUAUAGACCAUCAGGAGAAACAAAAUCAGGUAGCUUCUGAUGAAAAAUCCCCAUCAGAUCUAGGAUCUAGUAGAUCAGAAAACAAAGAGCAAGAAGUGAAUACAGAAAAGGUAACAACAUUCAAAGACAGCCAGGAAGAGAAGACAUGUCAGAACCUUUCAGAGGAGAAGCCAACUGAGACUGUGGACAGUGACAAAGAAAAGAAUCCAGAUGUUGAUACUGCAGAAGAUACAAAAAGAAAACCAUGGAAGUGCAAUGCUUCUGACCUGGAAAACACUUAUAAAGGAAAGAGGGGGGGGAAAUUAAAUGGAAGUGAAGAUUCACAGCAGGAAUCAAGCAUACAAGAUGCUGGGACUUCACAACCUGCUAUAGACAUCCAAGUAUUGUGAAUUCCAGGAUAUGAUGCUGUUAUAAUAACUAAGCACAUGAUAAAUGGGAAACCAAUUAUUAGAGUUCCCAUUUCAGUGCUGGCUUAUAGAAGAGAACAAACUAUUUCUUAAAUGAAAACACCAAAGAAACCUGAAUUAUUACUUUCUGCUGGCAAUUCUUAGGCUUUUGCUGAGGCAAAUCAGGUCAUCUGUGAUGGGCAGCAGCCUUACCAAGCUCCUUUUUUCUCAAGCUUGGGGACAAGCCCAAAGCAUGUUUGGAGUUGUCCUCUAUUGAAUUGAGGAUUGUAACAGUUGCUGAGUGUUUUUUUUUAUUGGAAAGAACCAUGAUGCAUAUUAAUUACACUUUGUGAUUGAAGUUGACAUUUCCAAACCUUUUCUGGCCUAUAAGCUGUAAUUAUCCUGCAUGCAUAUCUAUUAUAUGGACACCCACAGAACCACAAAAAAACCCAAUCCCUUCUCAUUUGCUAGUGGCUAUGGAAUAAUUUGUACAUGUGGUAAAGGAAAAAAAAAAACCUGAUUUGCUACAACAAUCCAUAUCUUUUGAGUUUUCUGAGUUUGCUGUUAAACACAGGAGAAAGCUAUGGCUGGAUUCGGCAACAUAAUAUGUUUAGCCACAUUAUUGCUAAGCUAUUGUGAUUAAUAGGCCAUGGCUUAUGGCUUAGCAUGUGCAAACUCAGCCAGUAUGGCUUAUUUAGCAAACAAUAGUUGAACAAACCAUAGCUUGGCAUGAUGUGUGUAUUAAAUUUGUGGAUAUUUUUAUACAUGAAUAUUGCAUUAACUUUGAGCCUCUUGUGCUGUUUCCCUAAUUCCCUUGGUUAUUUUUCAUAUUUAAAAAAUGGAGAAAAGUUAUUUAUAAUGUAAACAAGAGUUCUUCCUGAUGUGUUUUCAAAAAAUGUAUUACUGAAUUGACUGAAGCAAUAACUUCUUUAAAUCUCACAUGUCAAAAUAUCCUGCAUCUUGCAAAAGUCUGCUCUUCUCUUUAGGAAGCCAGUAAUAGUAAUUGCUUAAGUAACAUCCAAUUAUUUUAGGAAAUAGGAAUAGAAUAGAAAUAGAAAUAGGAAGCAUUGAAUCAUGCCCUCUAUUACAUUAUUUCAGAAAAGCAACUCCUAGUCAAACAUGAGAUCUGUAAGAAAUAAUGGCUGAAAUAUCAAAUGGCAGUACUGGAGAGAAAACAUAUAAUCAAUAAAUUAGGGAGCCACAAGUUAAAUGUAUCUAAAUUUGCUGUUCACCUAUGCAUUUCUGAACUUCACACAGUUCUGCUUGGGGUGACUGAUGGAUGAAAGCAUAUACCUAACAAUAUGAAUACUGUAGGUGCAGCUAAUUGGAAGGAAAGUUUGCUCUGCUGCCUCAAAGCUAUGCCUAAGUCUGCAAAUAUUGCCCAUACAUGAUAGGUAUCACAGAGAAGCGAACAUGGACCAUAGCAGUGUUAUUUUAUACAUUGUGCUGGUCAAUGGUAGCUGUGCUGGAAAAGUUCUGCAUCUCAGUGAUUUAAGGACAGCACAGCAUCUUUUUCUGAAUGAAGAGAAAAUCACAGUAUUGCAGCAAGCAGGGAGAUUUGAGAAAUAAUGUUCCCAAACUCUGAUUUGCAGAUGACCUUCUAAAAAACAGAAUGGCCUCUAACUAAGGGAGCUAGAUAAUUUUGUUUUGUUUGUUUUCUUCACAUGACUGAAGUCUCAGUAUUAUCAUAGUGCAUGGUGCUAAUCUCAAAGGACAGCACACUGUAGACUGUCAUCUCUUCCAAAAAGCUGUCUUCAAAGCAGAAACAUGCAGUAGUUUCAAAAAUAGUCAUAAAGCUUCAAGAAAUAAGAUGGUAUAUUAAAGAAUAGUUUUGCAACUGAAGAAGUCCAUUUAUACUAAAUGGCCAGUUUAAUGUUCUGUGAAUGUUUCAAGUAGGUGUGAUGGAGAUAAUAGAUUCUUGUUGAUUGUACCAUUAAUCUAGCAUGUACUGCUUUCUGGUUGUCAGGGAUAAUAGGAAUUGAUAUUUUAUAUUAAUAUUUAUGUAAUCUAUGCAUCAUGACAUUCUGCAAAAUGAAUUUUCUUAUGCAAUUACGAUUUGUGUAAAAUGUGUUUGUCAUUCAUCUUAAAAGCUGUUGUGCAUUCAUUUAUUAGUUGGUCCAGACGUCUAACAUUUCCAGACAGAGAAUUUUUCUUUCUUUCUGUCCUUUCCCCAUAUAGCAAAGAUACAUCCCAUGUUGAUGGUCCAUUGUUCACUGCUUUUAUAGAACAAUAGCUGUAGAUGGAGUGGCUGGUUUAAUUGUUUUCUUGCUUCCAUAUUCAUAAUAGAUGCACUGCUAGCUAUGCCUUGGCUAAAUCAUGAACCUGUUAAACACUGUAGAGUUCUUUGUGUUUUACUAAACCAUCUCAGUUAGUAAAACUUUUGGUUUGCCUGUCACAUUUCCUGGAUUAAAGUAAAAAUUAUUAUGUCCUAUCCUUAAAUUUUCUGCAGAAACCAGGACAGUAAUAUGAAGAUUUAGACAGGCUAUCAUCUUAAUGCAGUCUUGAUUCACAUGCUAAAUCCAGAAGGAAUAUAAUUGUCAAAACAUUUGGAGCAAGUUUGGAGAGCUAUGUUGGAAGUCCCAGGAGAUUACACUAUAAUUUUGGUACUAGGGUGAUCUCAUUUAGUUUGCAUCUCUCCUGAGAUUAGCCCACCAAUUCCUGAAGCACUGAGCUUUUUCAUGGCAUCUUAAAUUUCUGUCAUACUGUACAAAGAUAAUGAGGACACUUCAGGAACACAGAAGGAAGUAAAGAAUCUAAAUCUGUCCUCUGGAUAGUGCCACUGUUGGGCCAUGUUUGUUCAGUACCUUCACUUAUUUAAUAUUUCUCCUUAACUGGAAAGCAUUCUGCUAUCAGGAACAUUCAUAGAGAUCAGACAACCAUAGUUUUGUCUUCACAUAAAGUCUAUUAAAUAGCAUUGUUUAUGGGCUCCUAGUUCACAAUUAUAGACACACACAUGAAUGGUGUGUUUUCACUUGAUGUUAAUGGAAAGAAGAAAUGCAUUGUUUGUUUUAAAAAGAAAAAUAAAUAUAGGAAUGGUAGA